Messenger RNA from Oppiella nova, 1386 nucleotides. Lineage: Eukaryota; Metazoa; Arthropoda; Arachnida; Sarcoptiformes; Oppiidae. The record is from the annotation of a GenBank genome assembly.
GGUACAUGGCAGUUUACAUUCGUAACAUUCAGCUAUAUAUUGGGUGCUGUCGGUGCCCUUAAUAACAUGGGUUACGGUUUUCACGCCUAUGGCAACGACUAUUGGUGUAGUGAUGUCCCGGCUGACUAUCCGUUUAAUUUAGUAUGCGACCGAGCUAACUACGGCACGUACUCGCAAACGGCGUUUAUGUUGGGGUAUGUCGUGUCGGGACUGGUAUUCUCGCACUACUCCGAUAAGUACGGUCGACGGCCUACCGUAUGGGCGGCAUUUGGCGUGGAGAUACUGGGCAUUAUAAUAUGCAUACUGUCCCCUAAUAUAUUCCUGUACUCAUUUGCACGAUUUCUGGUGGCAUCCGGUGGCACCGGGAGGGGUAAUGCCAUUUAUGUAACAUGUGGCAUUGGAUGGGUAGUUGGUUACGCUAUCGUGCCGGGCCUGGCGUAUUGGCUCCAGGACUACCGAUACAUGCAAUUAGUAUCAGUCGUCGUAUUGGUAUUAAUGGUGUUUUGGUAUUACUAUAUGUUUGAGAGCCCGCGUUGGCUCAUAACCAACGGAUACGUCGAUCGCGCGGAACAUACGCUCCGGAAAGCCCUUAAAAUGAACGGAAAGUCCGACAAAAAUCUUAAGCAACAGUUGACUGAGUUGUCCGACCAUUUGAAAGAGAUUCAAGCAAAAGAAAAACCGCUGAAAGAUAUCACAGUAUUAGACGUUAUAAAAACGCCUAAACUUCGCAAAGUGUCCUUGAUCAUAUGGUACUCGCUCACUGUAAUCGCGUUACUAUACUACGGACUAAGUUUUAACAUGGCCGAUUUUGGUGGUAACUUCUACAUAACCUUUCUACUAUCUGGCCUGGCUGAACUGCCCGCCCAACUACUGACAGCCCUAUUCAUGCGAUUCAUUGGACGCCGCAAACUAUUUGCCAUAUUUAUGGUAAUCACAGGAUUGUCUAGUUUAGCGGUAAUACCAUCCCGUAGUGAAUGGCUAAAAGUGACCUGGGCACUUGUUAGUAAGUUUGGUGUGGGCAGUGCCUGGAAUGUCAUGGCUAUUAUGGGACCCGAGCUCUACCCUACGGUACUCCGACAGAGGGGAAUGGGAGCCGCGUUUGUUAUAGCAAGGGUUGGCGCUAUAUUUGGACCCUUUAUGAAGAACCUGACAGCGACCUAUGGCCUGGCAUUUGUGAUGGUAAUGUAUGGCACCCUGGCAUUUAUAUCGGCUAUAUUGGCGUUAUUUAUGCCCGAAACCAAGGGUAAAGAAAUACCCGAUACUAUUGAAGAGGCUGAGCAUGUAUCGGGUAUUUCUUUACCCUUGGUUUCGGGCAUAAAUAACGCCAAUAUAGCCGAUAUAAAUGCCAGGGUGCCAUACAUUACCAUCACAAAUGCCAGGCCAUAG